Molecule: messenger RNA, 1059 nt
Organism: Anopheles coustani
Lineage: Eukaryota; Metazoa; Arthropoda; Insecta; Diptera; Culicidae
Product: ficolin-3-like
Exons: 3
Coding region: 1-1059 (352 amino acids)
Source: RefSeq, a predicted model, not a curated record
AUGGCAAUAGGAGGUUUCGAGAUGGAGCUUUUAAUGACAAAGCUCGAUUAUUUGCAAGAUAAACUGCAAGCGGUGGAGCAAACUAUGAAAAGUUCGCUGAAGGAAACGGAGCUGCGUCUACAAGAGAAGCUUGAAAAACACGAAAAUAAAAUCAACGAAAAGAUCGACUAUUUGGAAAACAUUGUUAAGACAAGUGAAGAGAAUACACGGACCAACUUAGAAGAAGUGAAGAAUCAGUUGAUUUCCAGGAUGGACAAUAUGCAGCUACAACUGUCGACUGAAACAAAAACAAUCCAGGAAAAGACCCAAACUGAACUGAAGCAACUUGGAGAGAACAAAAAAACUCUCGACAUGUUGACAGAUUUGGUACGAAAUAUUAGUAUCCAAGGAAAAUUCACCACUAAGUUGCUUAACUUUAUGCAUCCAGUGAGUUCAUGUCGGCAAGCUCUCAGUAUAUCGGAUACUUACAUGUUCAAAAUAGGGGAGGAUAGCAAACCAUUCAACGUCUUUUGCGAACAAAAUAAGCUCGAGGGCGGCUGGAUUGUAAUCCAGCAUAGGUAUGAAGGCUCAGUCGAUUUUUAUCGGAGCUGGACGGAGUACCGAAAUGGAUUCGGGAAUAUUAAUGGUGAAUUCUGGCUUGGGCUAGAAUACGUGCAUCAACUUACCAAAAACCGACCGCAUGAACUGCUGGUGGAAAUAAAAGAUUUUCAUGGAAACUACGGAUACGCUAAGUAUGAUGAGUUUGAGAUAGGGGACGAAUCAGAGUUGUAUGCGUUGAAGAAGUUAGGAACAUACUCAGGGACAUCAGGUGAUUCGAUGGAGAUCCACAAGAAUCAAAAGUUUAGCACAUUCGAUCGAGAUAAUGACAGGUGGAAGGAGGGUAAUUGUGCUGAGCUUAGGCACGGAGCCUGGUGGUACAACGAGUGCUACAAUUCCAAUUUGAACGGGCGUUAUCGGAACACAACAAAUGAUUAUAGUGCGAUGAUGUGGUACCAUUUCAAAACCGACGUUCGUGGUUUGUCUUACUCGCGAAUGAUGAUUCGCGGUAUUAUUAAUUAA